GCAGUCAGUCUCACCUGGGCGCCUGCCGGGAGGUCAGUCCUAGGCCCUGGGGGGCAGGACUAGGGGCGGGGCCAGGGGCAGGGGUUCCCCAGCUCUGCUGCCUCCGAUAAGGGCCUGAAGGGGCUGUCGCGCUCCUGGCGGUUUGAUAAGGAGGGCGGGGGGAGGCCGCGGGGAGGCGUCGGGGUUUGAGGUCCCCGCCUGGCGACCCGGGAUCGGGGUUAGGAAAGGCGGCUGGGCGGGGAGAGGGCGGGGCGGGGCGUCUGGCUUGGCCACGCCCACCGCCAUCCGGGGUCCUGGCCCGCUAAGAUGGCGAUGGCUACGGUAGCAGCGGCGGCGGCUGUUGCCUGGCCCGGGACCCUGGGGACGGGGGCCGAGUAGCGCCUUCCCCGGGCCCCGUGAACCGGCUGCGGGUCGCCCUUGGGGGGCAGCGGCCGCAGCCCCCCACCUGGGCCCUCGGUCCGCCCUCCCGGCGCGUCCAUGAACUCAGUGUCGCCGGCCGCCGCGCAGUACCGGAGCAGCAGCCCGGAGGACGCGCGCCGCCGGCCCGAGGCCCGCAGGCCGCGGGGUCCCAGAGGCCCAGACCCCAACGGCCUGGGGCCUUCCGGAGCCAGCGGCCUCGCUCUUGGCUCUCCCGGGGCUGGCCCGAGUGAGCCGGACGAAGUGGACAAGUUCAAGGCCAAGUUCCUGACAGCCUGGAACAACGUCAAGUACGAUGGGGGAAUGGAAGCGCUGUUGCUGUCAUGCAAGUGCUUCAUCUCGCUGGGCGCUGCCCCUACGUCUCCCCAGGUUGGGUGGUUAAAAGCCGGACCAGCUUUAGCAAGAUCUCCAGCAUCCACCUCUGUGGCCGCCGCUACCGUUUCGAGGGCGAGGGUGACAUACAGCGUUUCCAGCGGGACUUUGUGUCCCGCCUGUGGCUCACAUACCGCCGGGACUUCCCGCCCCUUCCUGGGGGCUGCCUGACCUCGGACUGUGGCUGGGGGUGCAUGUUACGCAGCGGCCAGAUGAUGCUGGCACAAGGCCUUCUGCUGCAUUUCCUGCCCAGAGACUGGACAUGGGCCGAGGGCAUGGGCCUGGGCCCCCCUGAGCUGUCAGGGUCAGCCUCUCCCAGCCGGUACCAUGGGCCUGCCCGCUGGAUGCCCCCACGCUGGGCCCAGGGUGCCCCUGAGCUGGAGCAGGAACGCCGGCACCGGCAGAUUGUGUCCUGGUUCGCCGACCACCCCCGGGCCCCCUUUGGCCUACACCGGCUGGUGGAGCUUGGGCAGAGCUCAGGCAAGAAGGCAGGUGACUGGUAUGGGCCAUCGCUGGUGGCACACAUCCUCAGGAAAGCCGUGGAGAGCUGCUCCGAGGUCACCCGCCUGGUGGUGUACGUUUCUCAGGACUGCACAGUGUACAAGGCGGAUGUGGCACGCCUGGUGGCCAGGCCAGACCCCACAGCCGAGUGGAAGUCUGUGGUCAUCCUGGUGCCCGUGCGACUGGGUGGCGAGACUCUCAACCCCGUGUAUGUGCCCUGCGUGAAGGAACUCCUGCGUUGCGAGCUGUGCCUGGGCAUCAUGGGUGGGAAACCGCGACACUCACUGUACUUCAUUGGCUACCAAGAUGACUUCCUGCUGUACCUGGACCCUCACUACUGCCAGCCCACUGUGGAUGUCAGCCAGGCUGACUUCCCCCUGGAGUCCUUCCACUGCACCUCGCCCCGCAAGAUGGCCUUUGCCAAGAUGGACCCAAGCUGUACCGUGGGCUUCUAUGCUGGAGACAGGAAGGAGUUUGAGACACUCUGCUCAGAGCUGACCAGGGUCCUCAGCUCCUCCUCAGCCACGGAGCGGUACCCCAUGUUCACCCUGGCCGAGGGCCAUGCUCAGGACCACAGCCUGGACGACCUCUGCUCCCAGCUCGCCCAGCCCACACUCCGGCUCCCUCGCACAGGGCGGCUCCUCAGGGCCAAACGCCCCAGCUCUGAGGACUUUGUGUUUUUAUAAAGGGAGGGGAUGAGGGGAAAGAUACAACACUAUUUAUUUUUUUAUUUAUGUCAUGUCGGGUGUGGGAUCUUGAGCUCUGGCAGUGAUGAUGGUACUUCCUGUUGUCAGCCCCUCAAGCCCAGCUGCAACCAGUCUGGGGCCAUUCAGCCAGGGACAGAGCCCACAGAGCCCACACACCUGUCUCCCACCAGCGGGGGCCCUCCUGGCAGGGUAGGGAAGGAGGACCCCGGGCACCCCCCUCAGGGCCUGACUCACGUACUGUAGUUUGCACUGGACGCCCGGGCCCUCCCUGUCCCAAAGCCCCCUUGGGGGAACUGUGGCUGCUGGGGGCCAAUAAAGCUGUGUAACUUGA
Pan troglodytes (chimpanzee) is the source of this 2328-nucleotide messenger RNA. It is a transcript of the gene ATG4D, whose product is annotated as autophagy related 4D cysteine peptidase. Gene Ontology annotation, biological process: autophagosome assembly; protein processing; C-terminal protein lipidation. The record is from RefSeq and is a predicted model, not a curated record. Bases 741 to 1976 code for a protein of 411 amino acids. Gene Ontology annotation, molecular function: protein-phosphatidylethanolamide deconjugating activity; cysteine-type endopeptidase activity. Gene Ontology annotation, cellular component: cytoplasm. The transcript has 10 exons. NCBI's taxonomy places the organism in Eukaryota, Metazoa, Chordata, Mammalia, Primates, Hominidae.